UAAAACGUCCUAAAACACGAAUGUAUGUAAAAAUCUCCACAAACCACAUUAUCUGGAGCAAUUCCAGUCCAGUCGCCAUUGCGGCUCUUUUUGUACAAAUUUGUAACGGUAACGUGAGCGUGGUCAGAGCCAAAAUGGUGCGCAUAAACGUUUAAACAAGAAACCAAUCGUAAUCGUGUAAUUUUUUUCUGACCAAUCAAAAUCCGCCUUGAGGGCGGGGCACGCGGAACCGGGAGGAGCUGUUUUGGGGUGUUGUGUGUAGCCAAGAAAUCUUGAGUGGGAGUUGUCGGGCCGAUUUGUUGUGUGUUUUGUCCGCUGAAUUGCACCGAUUACUAACGCACCUGCCGCAGCUAUGCCCGGGAUAGAGAAGCUGCCAUUAGAGGAGACGCUGGAAGACAGCCCGCAGACACGAUCUCUGCUGGGAGUCUUUGAGGAGGACACUGCAGCCAUCUCCAACUAUUGCACACAGCUGUAUCAGGCCAUGCAGAGGAUUUAUGAUGCUCAGAAUGAGCUGAGUGCUGCAACACACCUGACCUCAAGAUUGCUGAAAGAGUAUGAUAAACAGAGAUUUCCUCUAGGAGGUGAUGAUGAAGUGAUGAGCUCUACCCUGCAGCAGUUUGCAAAAGUCAUAGAUGAGUUGAGCUCCUGUCAUGCCGUCCUGUCCACGCAGCUUGCAGAUGCCAUGAUGUUUCCCAUCACUCAGUUUAAAGAGAGAGACCUGAAGGAGAUCCUUACCUUGAAAGAAGUCUUCCAGAUAGCAAGUGAUGAUCACGACACAGCCAUUAACAGAUACAGUCGCCUGUCCAAGAGGAGGGACAAUGACAAGCUGCGGGCUGAAGUGGUGGAAGACGUCUACACCUCCCGUAAGAAACAGCACCAGACCAUGAUGCACUACUUCUGCUCGCUAAACACACUGCAGUAUAAGAAGAAGACAGCUCUGCUGGAGCCGCUGCUCGGCUACAUGCAGGCUCAGAUUAGUUUCUUCAAGCUGGGGUCAGAAAACCUCACCCAGCAGUGGGAAGACUUCCUGUCAACUAUAGGAACCAGCGUCCAGAAUGUACGUCGGGAGAUGGAGGAAGAGGUGGGGCAGAUGCAGGAGACUAUUCAGCAGAUGGAACAGUCAUGUGACCCCUUGUAUGCACCAUGUGACCCUGAUCCCACCCACUCACCUGUUUGCCGCAGCCUGACCAGAAAGCAGGGCUACCUGUACAUCCGCAAUAAAACGGGCCUGGUGUCGUCGUCCUGGGAGCGUCAGUAUUUCUUCACACAGGGAGGUAACCUGAUGCAACAGGGUCGUGGUGAGGUGGCAGGCGGGCUGGUCACAGACCUUGACAACUGCUCCGUCAUGGCCGUGGACUGCGACGACCGCCGAUUCUGCUUUCAGGUCACUUCGUUUGAUGGGAAAAAAGUUGUGACACUGCAGGCAGAGAGCAGGAAGGACUGUGAGGAGUGGAUUGCCACAAUCAACAACAUUUCCAAGAGGAUCUACCUGAGUGAAAAUGCAGAGGAGCUGGCUGCCAGAGUGAACCAAACAGCCCUUGAAGCAGUAACACCAUCACCAUCCUUCCAACAGAGACACGAGAGCAUGAGACCCAGUAGUAAAGGACGCACAGGCCGAACGAGCAGUAUCAGCUCUGUGGGCUCCGAACCAUCACCUGCUCUCUCCGUGCUCUCACUGGAUGCUCUGGUUGCCCCGGAAACACCCAUCCAGUUUGAUAUAAUUUCCCCCGUCAGCGAGGAGAACUCGGGACAAAGCAAAACAGCAGCACACUCCGGCAGAAGGAGUAAUCCAUUCGGAGAGUCGGGAGAGAACACACCAGAAGAAAGCGAAGACUCGAUCCUCCACCAACUCUUCAUCGUUCGCUUCCUUGGCUCGAUGGAGGUGAGGAACACCGAGUCAGCGGACGUCAUCUCUGAGACGAUGAGGCAGAUCCUGGCUGCCAGAGCCAUCCACAACAUCUUCAGGAUGACAGAAUCACAUCUGCUGGUCACCUGUGACUGCCUCAAACUCAUUGAUCCUCAGACACAGGUCACUCGACUCAGAUUCCCCCUGUCCAGCGUAGUCCAGAGUUCAUCCCAUCAGGACAACAAGAGGCUGUUUGGUUUCGUUCUGCAGACAGCAGGCGGACGGAGUGACAGUCGAACUGUCUGCUACAUCUUUGAGUCCAACAAUGAUGGAGAGAAGAUCUGUGACAGCAUCGGACUGGCCAAGCAGAUAGCCUUACACUCCGAUAUGGACCGUAAAAAAGCAGAGAAAAGGAAGGAGCAAGACAAAGCCAAAGAGAAACAGCAGGAGGAGCUCAGCAAACAAAAACAAAUAGAAAAGGAUCUGGAGGAACAGAGUCGUUUAAUCGCUGCCUCGAGUCGUCCUCCCAACCCGCCUGCCUCUGACGGACAGUUCCUUGUGCUCAGCAGCAGCCAAUCAGAAGACAGCGAUGCUGGAGAGGAGGGGAAGAAGAGGGGUGAGUCUGAAGCCUAAUGACACUUGGAGGAUGCAUGUUUUUGGCUCCCAGGUGAGUCCCAGCUGGCAUCAUUGAGACAGCUGCUCAGGAAUUGGAGGAGGGAAACACCAUCCACCAGCCAGACUGCCAAGGACUUAGAAACGUGUUUCCUCUCUGCUGGACUCCGAAGUUUUUAAUGGAGGACGUCACUGAAGAUGAAAAAAAAGACCUAAGGCACCCUCACUAAGAGGAGGAAUGGUGAAACAAAGAAAAGUCUCGUCCAGGACUUUGACUUGUUUUAUUCUGUACAAAAAAACAAACAAAAAAAAAAAACCCGCUGCUUUUAUACCGGCACCACUAUCGAGGAAAACAUCAUUAACUGUAGAUUAACCUGUAAGUUUCAGUUUUUUUACAUUUAUUUUAUAAGCUAACAAUAAUAAUGGAGGAUAUAAAACAAAACAGGACCCAAAGGACACAUGCCAGAAAACCCAGAAAGUGGAUUUGGACGGUUUUCUGCCAAUCAGGACAUCCCAGACGGCUACACGACCCUCAGCCAAUGUCUUUAUAAGUAGCUAAAAACAAGACCGAGAUAAAGCACAGAGUUUUAUUUUCAAGAGAGAUUGUGAAAAAAUGUGCCAGUUUUUGUUACUGUGGCUGAAUGUAAACUAAAGAACAGGAAGUUUUAUGCAACAUCAAGUGAGGGAAGAUUUUGCAAUCCUCCAAAAGUCUGCUUGUGUGAUUAACUUUCAGCAGCAUUCAGUGGCAGGAAUUUAUCCGUUACCAUUAAACAUCGAAAUUCUCAGCCUUUUAACUCCGUUAUGUCACACAAACUAAAGUUGUGAUGUUAGACGCUGUCCCUGAAAAGAACUGGUGGAGUACUUUUAGUUUAGCUGAUCCUCUCAGAAAAACUCAGCCCGUUCAUAAUACAGCGAUUGUGACCUUAGUGAGGGUCACUGCACCCUCAUCUGUGUCUGUCAGGCAAAAUUUAACCAAGUUUAGUUGAGUGAAGUAAUUAAUUAAAAGAAAAACUUCCCUCUGUGAGCAUCCAUGUCGGCACUGUUCAAACCUCUAUAGUUUACUGAACUAUUAAAUAUGUAACAUGAAAGACACUAAAGGGUAAAUACCUACAAAGAUAUGUCAGUGUAAACAUUAAGGUCACAACCAUACACCCACAAACUCGACACUGCAGCUCCUUAAAUUCCCUCUUGGUAUUUUGGUAUUUGAUGCACUUGUAUUGCCUACUGGUAAAUAUAUUGGCUUAAUGGUUUAAGUCCUGCAGCUCUGGUUAAAAGGGUCAGCUCUGAGUGAAAAUGUUUAAGAUGACGUUUACACCUUUGAUCUGCAUAUUUUGCUCCAUAUUUCUGAUGCUACAUGCUCACCAGGAGAUUUCUGAUGCUACAUGCUCACCAGGAGAUUUCUGAUGCUACAUGCUCACCAGGAGAUUUCUGAUGCUACAUGCUCACCAGGAGAUUUCUGAUGCCACAUGCUCACCAGGAGAUUUCUGAUGCCACAUGCUCACCAGGAGAUUUCUGAUGCCACAUGCUCACUAGGAGAUUUCUGAUGCCACAUGCUCACCAGGAGAUUUCUGAUGCCACAUGCUCACCAGGAGGUGCUACAUGUGAACUGAAGGACAGAUUUUCGACCUAAGCUCCUUGUUUUAUGUUCCAUUUUUCUGGAUUUGUUUGGGACAUUUUUGGAAAACACUUCUUGUCAUAUGGGGUCCAGCAUCCCAUCAUUUUAAGUUUUAUUUUCUAUGUUUGUGUUCAUGUUGUCAUGGCUACAGGCUACAUGAGCAAAUGCAAACCACAUUUUAUCUUGUGUGUUUAUCUCUUCCAUUAUAAAUAGACGCAUGAAACCCUCUGUAAGGGUCAUGAAUUGCUGUACGGUGUAGCUUUGAGGCCACAGUAAUGAGCCAAAAGUGCUUUAUCCUCCUCUGUUGAUCAGUUUGAGUCCUGAGAAGCUGGUCUGAGGUCUGUAAAACACAAGCACAAAGUUCUCUAAAGUAAAGAAGGCUCAUACUGAUGCUUCUCUGAUAUUCUGGUUUCUGUAAUUAAUUCACUCGAAUGUGAGGACAUUUCUUCUAAACUAUCAUGUAGUGUUAAAAUGCAGAACAAUGUGUCAUAAAACUGAUUCCAUCUUCACCAAAUAAUCAUCUGAGUCAGUGUUUCUCCUCACGCCAUGGUAUUGAUCAGAUGUGCGUUACGAUUUGGGUUUUUUCUGUUUUAACAGGUUUUAUUCAUCGAUUUGUGUUCCCCAGGGAUUCAUGGUUAUUAUAUGCAAAAGAACAAAUAAAAAAAACUCUUUUUUGUUAAAGACUUGACAUGUUGGGGUGUCGGUGGUCACACAGUCCUGACAACAAACAGUUGUGGGAAACUUCACGUGGCAAAGAGGCAUUUUUAAAUGCCUAAAUCAAUAGUUACUGAUGAUGAGUUUUAUUUUUCUUGGGUUCUUUGGGAGUUUGUUUUCUUGCUGUAACCAGGUGAAGAACUUAUGUUUAUGAAGGUGCACUUUACUGAUGCGGGAAAAUGUGACAGGAUUGAUGAUGACGAGCUGUAAAUAUGUUUCAGUGAUUAAUCUUCUGGUGUCAUGAUUAAUAAAAGGCUUUUCGGUGAUUCAAUAAAGAACUAACUCUA
Melanotaenia boesemani (Boeseman's rainbowfish) is the source of this 5074-nucleotide messenger RNA. RefSeq names its product adaptor protein, phosphotyrosine interaction, PH domain and leucine zipper containing 1 (gene appl1). Bases 353 to 2479 code for a protein of 708 amino acids. Gene Ontology annotation, cellular component: endosome membrane; cytoplasm. The transcript has 22 exons. Gene Ontology annotation, molecular function: protein binding. NCBI's taxonomy places the organism in Eukaryota, Metazoa, Chordata, Actinopteri, Atheriniformes, Melanotaeniidae. The record is from RefSeq and is a predicted model, not a curated record. Gene Ontology annotation, biological process: signaling.